Messenger RNA from Dichotomopilus funicola, 2853 nucleotides. RefSeq names its product pseudouridine synthase. The record is from RefSeq and is a predicted model, not a curated record. Lineage: Eukaryota; Fungi; Ascomycota; Sordariomycetes; Sordariales; Chaetomiaceae. The transcript has 4 exons. Gene Ontology annotation, biological process: pseudouridine synthesis. The coding region runs from base 1 to 2853 and encodes 950 amino acids. Gene Ontology annotation, cellular component: nucleus. Gene Ontology annotation, molecular function: pseudouridine synthase activity; RNA binding.
AUGUCUCAACGCCCGAGCACUCAUGUGCCCGCUGUGCGUGUUGAAGCCGAGAAGUCUCUCGGUAUCACGCAGCGCUCGGCCGCUAUCAACUUUGCUUGGACCGGCGACAUCCGCAAGCGCUACACCGAUUUUCUUGUCAAUGAAAUCCAGCAGGAUGGCACUGUUCUCCAUCUCCGCGACUUUGAAGGCGGCGCGAUUCCGCCUUCCGCUUCGGUUCUGAGUGACCGGACCAACAACUCCUCCAAGAAGUCCGAGGCGAAGCCCGAUAACAAACAGAAUGAUACCAAGCCAGACGAGAUUAAGGACGAGACCAAGCAGAAUGAAACCAAGCAGAACGAAACCAAGCAGAGCGAUGACAAGCCCGAGAUUCACCACAUCGCUGAAGAUGAACGCAAGUUUUUGUUUGAGCUCCUUGGCGAGUCUGUCGCUCUGGACCUCAUUGAGCUCGAUGAGAGCAUCCAAGCCAAGAAGCCGCUGUCUCCUGAGAAGCGUUCGGUUGCUUUUGACGCAGUUACCGAUAGGGCCAAACGUGGCGCCAUCCACCAGGACAUUCGCCGCAUUUUCCGUUCUCGAUUCGAGACCUCUGCCGACGGCAACGGCGUCAUCACCGCAACCGCCGCCCAGUGGGUCAACAAUAGCCGGAACAACAACCGUAGCAACGCUCGAUCCGCUAACUGGGCUGCCCGCCGCGACGGUAAUCGCGAUAAUGCCCGAGGAAAUGUUCGUCACCGGGACCAGGCUCGUGAGUUUGCCUCGGCUGGCGGCGACUACCUCCACUUCACUCUCUACAAAGAAAACAAGGACACUAUGGAUGCUAUGAACACCAUGGCCCGCCUCCUCAAAAUUAAGGCCUCCAACUUUGGCUUUGCUGGUACCAAAGACCGUCGUGCUGCCACCGUCCAGCGCAUCAGUGUGUAUCGCCAAAAGUCUUCCGGCGUGGUCUGGCUGAAUUCUCGCAUCCCCAACCUCAAGAUCGGGGACUUCCAAUACCACAAGAAUCCGCUCCAACUUGGUCACCAUGGCGGCAACGAGUUUGUCAUCACGCUCAAGAAUUGCCAGCCCCUCAGCGGUGACAACUGCUCGCUCGUCCAACGGAUGAACAUGAUUCAGCAGGCUGUCGAGUGUGGCUUGGCCUAUCUCAAACACAAUGGAUACAUCAAUUACUAUGGCUUGCAGCGUUUUGGCACCUACACCAUCGGCACCCACCUUUUGGGAAUGAAGAUUCUGCAGGGCGAGUAUGAGUCCUUCAUUGACGACAUUUUGCAUGUCGACGACGAGCUGCUCAACGAUGUGUUGACCAGCCGUUCUUCUCCCCCAUCGUAUGCGAAUGGCAACGUCGGAAGGGAAGCUCAAAACAACCGGGAUGACCACGACCGUGCCCGGGCCAUCACCUUGUGGAAUACCACCAAAAAGGCCGACAAGGCUCUUGAAUUCCUCCCCAAGCGUUUCAGCACCGAGUUAUCCAUCAUUCGUCAUCUGGGUAAGAACCAGAAGGACUUUACUGGAGCUCUGCUGAGCAUCACUCGCGGCAUGCGCAUGAUGUACAUCCAUGCGUAUCAAUCCUAUGUUUGGAACUUCGUGGCCACCCGUCGCUGGUCCAAGUAUGGCGCCAAGGUCAUUGAGGGUGACUUAGUUUUGGUCCCCGGCACACGUCCUCGUGACCUCAUCGUCGAGGACGAAGUCAGCUCCUACGAUGACAAUGAGGGUGUCAACACAUAUGAUCAGGCCUAUGCCUUGACCGAGGAGGAUGUCGCCUCUGGCAAGUACACCAUAUUCGAUGUUGUCUUGCCCACGCCUGGUUAUGACGUCGUCUACCCUAUCAACGAUAUCGGCGAAUACUACGUGGAGUUCAUGGCUAAGCCGGAGAAUGGCGGCCUGGACCCAUUCGACAUGCGCCGUAGGCAACGAGAGUUCAGCCUGAGCGGUAACUAUCGUCCCUUGAUCGGUCGCCUGAUCGGCUCUCCUCAGUAUGCGGUCCGGGCUUACCGCGACGACACUGAACAAAUGUAUCCCACCGACUAUGACUAUGCCCUCCAGAAGAAGGAGGACGAAAAGGCCGCGAAGGCCAAGGCCCAGAGCAGGGCUGAAGGCAAGCUGACUCCCAAUGCAGACCCUGUGGUCAACAGCUGGGCCCAUUUUUCUCAGAACCCAGAUGCGUACGAUAAUGCGAUCGACACCACGCGCCGCCGCAAGGCCGACGAGGAGACUCCGUUGGAAAAGGGUUUUAUCACCAACGAGACCUGGGUCCAGACAACCGUCGACGGCAGUGCCAAGCGCGUUAAGGUCGCGCGUCACAAGCAGCAGAUCGACCCCGUGAUUACGAACGAGCCGGCGUCCGUCCAGCCCGCUGCUGCGACUCCAUCAUUGAACGUCGACGGCGCCAACGAGGAAGAGAACGACGGCGGAUUUCCUGUUGGCCGGGGCGCUUCCCUGCUUGCAGCGAGCCCGGCUCGCCAGGACACCCCCACCGCCAUUGAUGUUGCCGACCAGAAGGACGUGGAGAUGAACGAGGCGACGCCUACCACGGCGUCUUCCGAGACCCCGGAAGUCAAACAAUCCACAUCCGACUCGAUGGGUUGGUAUGGCGGACAAAUACCCAAGAUUCCUACCGUUGCCACCGAGCCCAUCGCCCAGGCCAACGCUCAAGUUGUCCACGGCGUUCCGGUCCCCGAGCUUCGCACCGUUUCGGACAACCCACUCUUGUCCCCGGGUGUUGCCAUUGACGAAGCUGCCAUCGACCCUGAGGCGACCAAGAUCUCUGUGAUUCUGAAGUUCCAGCUGAAGGCGAGCAAUUAUGCGACUAUUGUGCUUCGCGAGCUCAUGGGCACGACGGUUGAAGAGCUUACUCAGUAA